UAACACCACCCACCACCUUGGGCAUGCCUCAGCCGGGCAUGAAUGGGAUGGAGCCUGCGUUUGGCGAGGCGUAUGGGAGCCGUGGCUGUCUCCUCAGCCCCUACCCCCUGGCUGUCUCCCCUCUAGGGGGCAGGACCGAAUAUGACCAGAGCGUGCUCCUGAUGCUGGGCUCUCCAGCGACGCCGCGGAAACGGCCCUUCGAGUUGCUAAGCGACCUGGUGGACGACGGGGGCUUCGGCGAGGAGCUGCACGUGGAGCGUUGGGACGUGUCGGCGCUGGAUGACAUCACGCGCUACACCAAGCUGGGCCUCGGGGGGGAGCUUGCGAGCACCGAGGACGCCGUGCUGAUGGGCCGUUGGAGCGGGACCCGGGAGGAAGAGGAGGAGGAGAGGAGGAAGAGGAAGGCACAGGCCAUAGCUCAGCAGCAGACCUCACAUGUAACCACGAUGAUGAUAACGCAUCUCCACGGAAACGGCAUCACAAUGACCCCCGACCCCUGUCUAGGCCACGCCCAGAGAGGCAGGGUGGUCAGAGAGCAGGUGGGACUUGAUGUUACCAUGGCGAUGGAAAGGGUGACAGAAAAAGGAGGACAGGAUGGGGGGAUGAGGGUUCCUACGGUGGAGGUGUACCAGGUGGCAGAGGAGGAGGAGGUUGCCGCAGCUGUGUUGGCAGCCGCGGAAGUCGUUGCUGCGGUGACGGAGCCGUCUGGGAUUCUUCCGGGGGGGUCAGUGUUGGAACACAACUACUCUCUGACCCAGGGGGGGGAUAGACCCUCGCCCUCCAGCCCCAGCUCUGAGACAGAGACAGAAGAGGAGGUAGAGGGGCAGGAGGAGGGAGAGAGGGAGGAGGAGGAGAGGGAAGAGCAAGAAGGGGUAUUGUUGGAGGAGGAGGAAGAAGAGGAGGAGGAGGAAGGGGAGGACGGAGCAGGGGAUGAGACUGCGGUGGAAGCAGAACUGUCCAGCUCGUCAGAAACAGAAUUUGAGGUGGAACCAGAGCAGGGGGGUGGUCCAGGGGAACGGCCCCAGAAGAGAAGGUGUUUCUGGGAGUACCGCCACGCUCACGCACGGGACUCUGGGAGACAGAAGAAGACUGGAGGGGAGGUCAGAUGGUCCCUCUCCUGGAGAUGGUCCCUCUCCUGGAGCUCUAGCACCCUACCCCUACCUAGUACCCUAUACCGCAGAGAGGGUAAGCACAGCACCCUACACCCUACCUAG
Oncorhynchus keta (chum salmon) is the source of this 1214-nucleotide messenger RNA. RefSeq names its product myelin transcription factor 1-like. The record is from RefSeq and is a predicted model, not a curated record. Bases 24 to 1214 code for a protein of 396 amino acids. Gene Ontology annotation, biological process: response to unfolded protein; regulation of transcription by RNA polymerase II. NCBI's taxonomy places the organism in Eukaryota, Metazoa, Chordata, Actinopteri, Salmoniformes, Salmonidae. The transcript is spliced from 4 exons. Gene Ontology annotation, molecular function: DNA-binding transcription factor activity, RNA polymerase II-specific; RNA polymerase II transcription regulatory region sequence-specific DNA binding. Gene Ontology annotation, cellular component: nucleus.